This is a messenger RNA of Acanthoscelides obtectus, 582 nucleotides long. Lineage: Eukaryota; Metazoa; Arthropoda; Insecta; Coleoptera; Chrysomelidae. The record is from the annotation of a GenBank genome assembly.
UGUACAUAGCGUAAGGUGGCCUAGGGCAAAAUAAUCUAAAAAACAUUUUGUGAGUGUAUAAAAUUCUUACCAUUGAGAGGAAACAACUGGCCAAAUGGACUUUGGAAUAGCACCAGGUUUUAGCCAAGUUCUUCCACUAGCAUCAGUAGUGAAAUCUUACUGCAAAAAAUGCUUGGAGCAUAUUCUAACCAUCUUUGUGGGAUUGAGGUUCUAGCUCGGUCCACCUCCGACACCGAGUUUAAUCUUCCUCUUGGUGGACUUCUUUAUAUAAGGUAUUUCCUUAUGGAAGGAUUUGUGACCUCUUUUCCGCCGAGACGCUCUUUUUUUCCAUUAACAACAACGGCCUGGUUGCCCACCGAACAAUCUUCCACAAAAGCAGUCAGCGAAUAUUUGCCCUUCCCCCAAGAAUCUGCGGUGCAGUCCAUAAAGGGGGAGAUUCUGGACCUAUGGUCCUACGAGCCUCCUGUGGUACUUCGGUUGCAUUGUUCGCCAUUAGUUUUUCAGUGUCCAUCCGUUAUUCCUAAUUCAUUCCAUGAUCCACAGCCAGGUGGUCUUCUGAAUUCCUCGGAUCAGUACACAUAG